AUGCGUGAAAUCGUUCAUAUACAAGUUGGUCAAUGUGGAAAUCAAAUGGGUACAAAGUUUUGGGAAGUCAUUUCUGAUGAGCACGGUAUUGAUCCAACAGGCACUUAUCAUGGAGAUUCGGAUCUGCAACUAGAGCGUAUUAAUGUCUAUUACAACGAAGCUACCGGUGGUAAAUAUGUACCACGUUGUAUUCUUGUUGAUUUGGAGCCUGGCACGAUGGAUGCCGUUCGUGCUGGUCCUUACGGUCAAUUAUUUCGUCCAGAUAAUUUCGUCUUUGGUCAAUCAGGUGCUGGAAAUAAUUGGGCCAAAGGUCAUUAUACCGAAGGAGCAGAAAUCGUCGAUUCGGUUCUCGAUGUUGUUCGUAAGGAAGCUGAAGCAUGCGAUUGUUUACAAGGUUUUCAACUGAUACACUCACUGGGUGGUGGUUGUGGUUCAGGACUCGGAACAUUAUUGAUCGCGAAAAUACGUGAAGAAUAUCCGGAUCGUAUUAUGUUAACUUACUCAGUGGUUCCAUCGCCGAAAGUAUCGGAUACAGUCAUUGAACCGUAUAAUUGUGUUCUGUCAGCACAUCAAUUGUUGGAAAACUCGGAUGAAACGUUCUGUAUUGACAAUGAAGCACUGUAUGAUAUUUGCUUUCGAACGCUGAAACUAACUACACCGACAUUUGGCGAUCUUAACCAUCUAGCUGUGACAGCACUUUGUGGAGCAACAACCUGCUUACGUUUCCCAGGUCAAUUAAAUGCUGAUCUUCGAAAACUAGCAACGAAUAUGGUACCUUUUCCUCGUCUUCAUUUCUUCAUCCCAGGCUUUGCACCUUUAACGUCACGUGGCAAUCAGCCGUAUCGAGCUGUCACUGUUCCAGAACUCAUGCAACAAAUCUUCGACGCACAAAACCUCAUGGCAGCUUGUGAUCCACGUCACGGAAAAUAUUUAACUGCUGCAGUUGUCUUUCGUGGCCGAAUGUCAAUGCGCGAAGUCGAAGAACAAAUGUUGAAUGUGAAAGAAAAGAAUAAUUCGUAUUUUGCCGAAUGGAUUCCCGAUAAUUUGAAAACAGCUGUUUGCGAUAUUCCACCGCGUGGCUUGAAGAUGUCCGCAACGUUCAUCGCAAACACGACUGCGAUGAUUGAUUUAUGGAAACGUGUAGCCGAACAAUUCACGGCAAUGUUUCGACGUAAAGCUUUUCUUCAUUGGUACACUGGCGAAGGAAUGGACGAAAUCGAAUUCACCGAAGCAGAAUCGAAUAUGAAUGAUCUUGUCAGCGAGUAUCAGCAGUACCAAGAAGCAGUUAUCGAUGCUGAAGGUGAUGAAGAAAACGACGAAGAUGUUGGAGAUUUAGAAACGAAAUAA
Molecule: messenger RNA, 1347 nt
Organism: Adineta ricciae
Lineage: Eukaryota; Metazoa; Rotifera; Eurotatoria; Adinetida; Adinetidae
Source: the annotation of a GenBank genome assembly